AUGGUUUCUCCGAGUAAUGAAACGUCGGCUAUCGAAAAAGAUGCCAAAAGUCAGGCUGCGGUUUUGCCGGAAAAAGCACUGUCAAGUUUUGGCCUUCAUAAACUUCAUGACCACGUCGAGAUAACGUUGGAAAAUUGUUUGUUGUCUGGCGAACUGUUAGACACUUCCCCGUCCUUGCAGGAUGGCUUAGACGUCGAAACCGAACGCGACCUGCGUUAUCUAGGAUGUGAAUUGAUUCAGCUGUCUUCAGUACUGCUUAAACUACCUCAGGUUGCUGCCGCGACAGGGCAAAUAUUGUUUCAGAGGUUCUACUAUGCCAAGUCUUUCGUCAGGUAUAAUUUUGAGCAAACCGCGAUGGCAUGUCUAAAUCUAGCCAGUAAAAUUGAGGAAGCACCAAGACGAUUUCGAGAUGUCAUCAACGUAUUUCAUCAUUUAAAGCAAAUUUACAGGCUGAAGGAAGGCAAAGGACACCAAAAAAAGUAA
Molecule: messenger RNA, 483 nt
Organism: Soboliphyme baturini
Lineage: Eukaryota; Metazoa; Nematoda; Enoplea; Dioctophymatida; Soboliphymatidae
Source: the annotation of a GenBank genome assembly